AUGGCAUUCACGGUCGCCCUCCUCCUCCUGUUCUUGUGUGGGCACCCCCAGGCUGCCGCAGACAGCAUCCACACCGUCUAUGUCGUCUCCGGGGAGACAGUGGAGCUGCCUUGUCCUUCACCCCCUUCCCUACGUGGGGGCCAGCUCCUAACCUGGUUCCGCAGCCCUGCGGGAACCUCCUCCACCAUCUUGGUGGCCCAGAUCCAAGUAGACAGGGCAGCUCCAGAUCUGAGGAAACCCGAAAAUGACUCCAGGUUCAAAGUCCUCGGGAACUACUCCUUAUUGCUGGAGGGGCCCAGGGAUGAAGACGCUGGGCGGUACUGGUGCACGGUGCUGGAUCAGAACCACAAGUACCAGAACUGGAGGGUGUACGAUGUCUCCGUGCUCAAAGGGUCUCAGUUCUCUGUGAAGUCUCCAGACGGCCUCUCCUGCUCUGCCCUCCUGUGCGCUGUGGUCCCCGCCAGGCGUCUGGACUCCGUGACCUGGCAAGAGGGGAGGAAUCCUGUGAAAGGACAUGCUCAGUACUUUUGGGGUGACGGGGCUGCCCUGCUGCUGGUGUGUCCUGGAGAGGGGCUUUCUGAAGCCAAGGGCCGUAAGCCGAGAAGCAUCCGCUGCCUUAUGCCUCAGAACAAGAGAUUCAGCUUUAGCCUGGCAGCUUCCGCAGGACCUACUCCCCCCACUGCCUGUGUCUCCGUCCCGAGCUGGGAUGUGCCCUGGUUACUGAUGCUGUUGCUCACAGCAGGCCAAGGAGUCACCAUCAUCGCCCUCAGCAUCGUGCUCUGGAGGCGGAGGGGCCAGGGGUCUCGGAACAGAGAACCCUCAAUUCCUCACUUCAAACCUGAAGUCCAGGUCUAUGAGAACAUCCAUUUGGCCCGCCUUAGGUAA
Messenger RNA from Microtus oregoni (creeping vole), 885 nucleotides. RefSeq names its product lymphocyte antigen 6 complex locus protein G6f-like. NCBI's taxonomy places the organism in Eukaryota, Metazoa, Chordata, Mammalia, Rodentia, Cricetidae. The record is from RefSeq and is a predicted model, not a curated record. The transcript has 5 exons. Bases 1 to 885 code for a protein of 294 amino acids.